UUAGUCGCGUGCGAGACACAAGAACGAACAGACAAAACGUUUAUCAGGCACCGCAUUAGUGUCAGUUGUACAUAUCGUCAAUAUUCUUACUGUGUGGACCGAUAUUGUUUUUGGCACUUUAGGUUAAGUAAAAAAAAUAAAUAAAAAAUAAAAUAAAUAAAUAAACGAAAGUGAGAGAAAGAUUGUAAUGGACGGUCAAUCGGUCGUUCGCGUGCAUUACAUUUUAUCGUGAUAAUGGCCCAAAAGCACUACACACCUUUACAUAUCAUAUAAACAGCAUCCCAUAGUUACACAUACAUAAGCAGAAAGAUGUCUAAAUAAUACGAAACUUUUAUCGGGAAGAUCGAUCGAUCAUUAUCACUUAUUUUCUAAUCAAUGUUUGUUGUGUGAGAGUGAAAGCAAAGGCGAAUAAAAUAAAGAAAUAAGAAAAUAAAUAAUAAUAAGAAAUAACAAAAAGAAAGAAGGAAAACACACUAAACUUGUUUUAGGCUCUGCAAAGGCUUUGCAACAUCGACAUGCGAUAAGUACCUAUGGAUCACGCUCUUGAUUGCUUCUGCGAAUGCGAAGCGAUAAAAGAAUAUUAAAUAAAUUGAUCAGCAAUCAAAUAAAGAAUUCAAACAAAAAAAAAUAAAGAAAAAGAAAAAAAAUAAAUAAAAAUAAAAAAACCAAAAGGAAAUAAAUUAAAAUGACUGUAGAGACUUUGAAACCAUUCAUAACACCUACAAGUGGUGUUGACAAUUUUUCUUUGGCGAAUCAUAAAAGUAACGCCUGCUCAUCGUCCAUAACGCAACACACUCGUCGUUCUUACUUCCUGAUAAAUAUUACAAGUGCUUUGGCAAUUGUUUUGACUUUUGUACUCUUGGGUGUUACGAUCUGGCAUUUAAUACUUAUAACGAAUUUAAGAUUCGCUAAUGAAAAUAACACGAACAGUAUUAAAGAGCUUCAAAAGGAAGUCGUUACACUCAACAAGAUCAUUGAAAGUCUACAGAAACGAUUGGGUAUACCAUAUCUCGAUGAUUUAGAUGAUUUUGAAGAAGAGUAUAAAAAUGUUGUUGGAGGUCUCUUUCCCGACAGUUACGAUAAGUUUAAAGAUAAAGAUCUUGAGAAGGAGAACACAGAAAGUGAAGGAGAAGAUUAUGAAGAAGACAUCGUUUUAGAAGAGGACGAUCUCAAUGAUAAUGAUAAUGAUGGUAAUGAUGACGAUGAUGAUACUGACGAUGGUACUGAUACGGAUGAAGACGAUGUUGAUGACUAUGAAAGUUAUGAUGAUUUAAUGGAGAAAUUCCGCAAUUAUGAGAAUGAGGAGAAUAAUAAUAAUGAUAAUAAUGACUCGCGCAUCGUUAAUGACAAUUUAUAUGAUGAUUUUGAGAAAUAUAAAGAUUCCAAAAAUAAAAAUAAGCAAAGAGAAAGGAAACCGCGUGCUCUAAUGCAUGAAGAUGCGCGACAACAAAGCGGAAGCGAUGAUUUGGUAGAAGAUGUCAUACCAAAGCAGAAAACCACUAUAAUAAGGCCGAGCAAAUCUUUCAUUAGCAAUGGUAGGCAUAAUCACAAACAUUCACCCAUGCGUCAUUACGGAUCCCGAAGACGUAAGGUACCAACAGUUAAAAGUGCGAAAAAUUCAGCUUUAAGCUCAGCUAAUACUUUGCUCAUUAGUAAACCUGCUGCACAUUUUCAUUUAAAUCGUAAAAUCCCCGACGCUCAUUCGUCCCUAAAAGUCAACUCUUAUGGAGGCGAUAUGUAUAUUGGACAUACUAGCUGGACUAAUGAAGUGAAUAUCGAUCAAUAUUUUCAUAUCGAAAAUGGUGUCUUGACUAUUCGCGAAUCGGGUAUUUAUUAUGUUUAUGCUCAAGUAUGUUAUAAUAACACGCACGACCAUAAUGGUUUUGUUGUAUUUCACGGCCAACGACCGUUUUUACAAUGCCUUCAAACUGUACCCACUAAUAUGUCAUUGAAAAUUCAUACCUGUCAUACGAGCGGUUUAAUAUAUUUAAAAACACAUGAAAAAUUACAUUUAAGAGAUUUUCAUAGUGAACGUGAUGCGGUUUUGAAGGAUUCAAACAAUAGAAGUUACUUUGGCUUAAUGAAAAUCUGAAAAAGAAAACAACAACAACAACAACAAAAGUGUAGCAAUGAUAAGCAUUAGAUAUAUUUAUGCAUUUUUUUAAAUUAUUAUCGAAUCAUUAUUUUCAACUGUCUUGUUAGCUGCAUAUACAUAUAUAUAUAUAUAUAUGUAUAUAUGUGUAUGUAUAUAUAUAUAUUACGAAAAGAACAAAACCACACUCCCACGCAUAACACGCG
Messenger RNA from Glossina fuscipes, 2298 nucleotides. It is a transcript of the gene egr, whose product is annotated as protein eiger. Gene Ontology annotation, biological process: immune response. Gene Ontology annotation, molecular function: receptor ligand activity; tumor necrosis factor receptor binding. The record is from RefSeq and is a predicted model, not a curated record. Bases 686 to 2092 code for a protein of 468 amino acids. Gene Ontology annotation, cellular component: membrane. Lineage: Eukaryota; Metazoa; Arthropoda; Insecta; Diptera; Glossinidae. The transcript is spliced from 7 exons.